CGCCAGGGAUGCAAACACCGCCGCGUUCGCUUCUCCGCUGAUGACCGGCUGCGGCAAGCGGCUGGCUACAAGCCUGCCAGUAGUACUCCAUUGGCCGCGUGAGAGCGUGCACGUGCUCGCUGUUUUUUUUUUUUUUUUCGGGGCUCUUAGCAGUUACCCACCAGCAGACCGCGGCUGUCGUGCUUUUCCGGGGCAGCUUGCCGUUUCCCGGCCGAUGAGGUCCGCCGUCUGAGCGCGGCUCGAAUGCUGCGGGUGCCCUACGUGCUCGGCGUGCCAUAGAUGUCUGGCCGUUGAUAAGAGUGCUAUCCGGAUUGAGUUUGGGAGCCCACACGACUCCGCUGUUUGUGAAGUCUCGCCUCUGGGGCACAAGAAGUCUUCGCAAACACUUUACCUCUGAUGAUUGUUGCCACUUAACCAUGGGCGCUUCUGCAAAGUUCUUCGCAACGUAGGAUUCGUGCGCAUCGCCUACGGGAACACGUUGGGCAAGCGACCCUGUAAGCGCCUCGGAGGGUAAUGCAUCCCGAGAAGUCUGCCAUGGUGACACCACUGCCCCAGACGCCCACCCUGGUGCUCAUUGACGGAAGCUGCGCUCUGCUGAGCCGACAAGACACCGAGUCAUCGUCGCCUCCGGGAUCCCCUCCCGCGGGGUCCAAGAAGGCGCCGGGAUGCUCGUGGCGCGACCAGUGGCGCAUCGGUGCGCUGAUGGGCGCCUCGGUGGUGUCGCUCUACUGCUGCGUCUUCUGGCUCAUCUACGCGCUCUCCAUGGAGGGCGGCCGGCGGCCGGGACUCUUCCUGUCGGCCACCUGCCUGCUGCUGCUCGUCGCGCUCGGUGUGACGCUCCUCUCCAUCCGGAAGCUGUGCGACCUGCUCGCGCCGGCGCCGGUGCCCGUCUGACCCGUCAGCCCCGAGCCGCUGCCUAGCGGCGGCGCGCUGUCCGACGACAGCGCCGUAUAAAGCCCCUGGUGGCACCGAGAGCAGUGGCGUACCUCAUCACGGAUAUUACGUCACGUGUAGGCGCACGUAUCCGCUUCCGCGAUCCCUGAAAACGUGGAGUGCGGUUUCCUGCUGCAAACGCCAAGCUCUCAGUACCCGUCUAGUGGACGGAAUGUUAUUAUUCACCUUUGGAUGAGCCUUCACGUUACGUGCGCAUUGUGAAUGGUGGAUAAUGUGUAUUUUCGCCGGUUCUAACAUCUAGAAAGAAGACAUGACCCGUGGGAGCACCGGCGACAGAAACCUCACAAUGAGGCAGAAGAGCAUAGCUGCAGGGCUCAUAUAGUGUUGCUGUAGGCCCAUUUUUAUCAAAAAUCGAGGAGGAAGGCAUCCUCAGGUAAAGUAGAAAAUAUUGGAGCGCAACCAAAGCGCUUUCCUCGACUUGUCUACCAGAGACUUGAAUUUAUUUAUUGUAGAGAGCAACGGACACUCGCACUCGGCUGCUUAUUUCAGUGAGCUCUGUUAACAGCUUACCUUCAUCAGGAGCAGAUUUUCACAGUCCAGCCACCAUAUAUGCCUGCACCCUCGAUGAGGGUUCUGAACCGUCUUUUUCUUGCGGGCGAACGCUGAGACGUGUAUCUUGCACCGUGACGCUACAACCAGAUUACCCUCAACUCAUUCGUGUGGACACAUCCUGUGCCAAUCCAUGAAUGCCUGGUGUGCUGUAGUGGGAGGCCGCACAAGUCACCUCUACGGAAUUGUGGCAGCCUGCAGACUGCGGCUCGAAAUGACAGUCUCGGCACCGUGAAUUAGCUUGGUGCCUAUUUCAACUUAUCUCUGUGGAAGUGAACGAUUCUUUAAACUUUUGCAUGCAUUUGUGUCUUCGCGGUCAAGUUUUACAAGUGGCACUGUUCCAAACAGAUAUUCGCCCAACUACUUCGCGUGUGUGUGAGCCUUUGAUUCAGUGGUUUGUAGCCAAGCCUGCAUGCCACGGCACCAUUACAGCUAGUUAUCUCUCAGGCGUGAUCCCAACUCUAAAGGAUGCUGUGAAACGCACUUUUUGCGAAGACACAGUACGGCGCGAAACGAUAGCCAUGUAGUUGAGGUGCGGUCACUACUCGCGUACAACCACUUUUUAAUAUUACACCGACUCGCUAUAUACUAUGGAAUACGCGCACAAUGGGCGAAAUACGUUUGACGGGCGUGCGCGAAACUGCACAUUGUCGAAUCUUUUGCUGAAGAAUGAAAUCGACAUGAUUUGCGAACUCUAUACAAGAUUACUCAUUAGGUGGCAAAAACGCGUAAGAUUAAAUGCUGAUCUUCCGUGCUCUUUAAGCAGGCUCUGUGGAGUCGGCAAACACCCGGCUGAUUCUUAAUAUCCCUCUUCACUUGGUAUUAUCAUUUGCAUAUGGCUCGGGCAGCGUCUGUGAUGCUCUACCAUGCACUUGCGCAAUUGCUCAAGCGCAUGGUCACAAGCUUGAGUACACUUGCGCAUGCACUAUUACGCAAUCUUGCGACACAUUUUUUCUUCGCCGAUGUGCCUGCUCUGCUUUACCGCUCAAGAAACGAUGCCAAUGACGGAUCCCGCCCAUGAUGAUGCAAUCGCAUGUCUCUUGGCUCAGAUAUGAAACGAAAUUACGAAAGAGCAAAACUGAGAAAAGUGGCGAACGUAAGUUCUGGAGGGCCCCGCUAAGCGUCUGCCAAGGUGGUUGCCGUACUGAAAAAAAAAUGUGGAGACGUGGCACUACAGCAUUAAGCUGAAGUCAAUAAAAUAGCGGGGAAAUGAAAUGAGCAAAGCGAGUUUUCUCACGACGACUCUAAAGGACGCCAUCGCUCAUAUGAAAGAUCUACAUGUCAUCCCUGCAAGCACCGGCAACGCAAUGCGCGCUCUGUCGGGGCCGCCAUUGCCGUCUGUCAAACGUAUUUUCGUCUCGUUUCUUGAUUUCACCAAUGUGUGUAAGCACUGCAGUCUUGUGUGGGAGACGCAUGUUCGUCACCGGCACGUACGAACGCACUUUAAACUCAAAGUACACACUGACUGCUAUAAGCUGGACAGAUCGCGAAGCUGGAAGCGAGUGUCUUGGUGCUGGCCGCGGAGAUGGCUAAGUGAUGUACAUGUCUAUACUGUGGUACCAAUAACAAUAUAUACAUUUUACUCUCAUGA
This is a messenger RNA of Dermacentor silvarum, 3094 nucleotides long. RefSeq lists its product as uncharacterized. The transcript is spliced from 3 exons. The coding region runs from base 514 to 894 and encodes 126 amino acids. Lineage: Eukaryota; Metazoa; Arthropoda; Arachnida; Ixodida; Ixodidae. The record is from RefSeq and is a predicted model, not a curated record.